Molecule: messenger RNA, 5639 nt
Organism: Rubroshorea leprosula
Lineage: Eukaryota; Viridiplantae; Streptophyta; Magnoliopsida; Malvales; Dipterocarpaceae
Source: the annotation of a GenBank genome assembly
UUUUUUAUCAUCUGGUAUUAGAGCCUGGUUCCUCUUUCAAUUGCCUUUUGUCCUUCAAUUGCCUUCAAAAGAAAUGGCCACAAACAACAAUUUAGGGAGUGUUUCGCAGCCAACCAUUCCACUCUUUAAGGGAAGUGGAUAUGAAAUUUGGAGUACUAAAAUGAGGACUUUGUUUAUGUCCCAAGACUUAUGGGACUUGGUAGAGAGGGGUUACACAGAAGCUGCACUCUCAGCAGAGGCACUCAAGGACACAAAGAAGAAGGAUGCCAAGGCGUUGUUUUUCAUCCAGCAGGGAGUGGAUGAUGCUAUCUUUCCACGCAUCUCAGCAGCAACAAAGUCAAAAGAUGCAUGGGACGCCUUGCAGAGAGGAUACCAAGGCAAUGCCAAGGUGCUUACGGUGAAGUUACAAACAGUUCGUAGAAGGUAUGAAGGUAUGGUCAUGAAAGAAGAUAGGAUGAAGAGGUACGAGGAUCCUGUGGAGAAUGCUUUCUACAGCAAGCUUCAGCUGCCCAAAAACAAAUAUGGAGGGAGCUCUUCAGAGUUUAGUAACAGAGGUGGAUUCAAUAGAGGACAAGGUGUUAUCCGAGGUGGAAGAAGAGGUCGUGGAGGUCGAUUUGGCAGCAUUAGGCAUCAACAGAGAGCCAAUGAAAGAAGUGACUACCAGAGUUCAAUUCAGUGCUUUGUUUGUAAGAGGUAUGGCCAUAUUGCUAAAGAUUGUAGAAUUAAAGAUAAGCAAGCCAAUUUUGCACAAGAAAAGGAUGAUGAAACUGAAAGCUUAUUUCUUGCUUGCUACACUGCUAAAGAAAGUGUUCCAGAUGUUUGGUAUGUGGACAGUGGCUGCAGCAAUCACAUGACAGGAAACAUUAAUCUCUUCAUUAAUCUGGACAAGUCAGUGAGCAACAAAAUAACCAUGGGUGAUGGUACCGUACGAGAAGCACAAGGAAAAGGUACGGUUAAAUUGGAUGAACAUGGCAAGAAUUGUAUAGAUGAUGUCCUGUUUGUACCUCAUUUGGAUUCUAAUUUGCUAAGUGUGGGUCAAUUUAUGAUGGAUGGAUAUUCACUUGUUUUUGAAAAUAUGGCUUGCUAUGUUUACAAAGAUGCAACUAAAAAGGAGCUUUUAAUUAAAGUUCCAAUGGCAAAAAACAAGUGUUUUCCUUUAACUCUUGACUGUGAGUCUGCAUUGAAUGUCACUUUGCAUGAUGAAAAUUGGUUGUGGCAUCAUAGAUACGGGCAUUUGAAUUUGCAGGGGUUGGUACAUUUGUCAAAACAGAAUUUAGUGCUUGGUUUGCCUAUCAUUGGACAAGUUGAUGGUGUGUGUGAAAGUUGUGUUUAUGGUAAACAUCAUCGGGAUGCUUUUCCCAAAGGAAAGGCGAGAAGAGCUUUGAAACCUGCUGAGUUGAUACAUGCAGAUGUUUGUGGGCCAAUGAAUACUUUGUCUCUCAACAAAAGCAUGUAUUUUAUUGUCUUUGUUGAUGAUUUUAGUAGACUGACAUGGGUUUACUUUGCUAAAGAGAAGUCAGAUGCCUUCCUAAUCUUUAAAAAAUUCAAAGCUCUUGUUGAAAAGCAAAGUGGGUGUUCAAUCAAAGUUCUGUGGAUAUAUCAAGGUGGGGAAUUUGUUUCAGUUGAAUUUAACAAAUUUUGUGAAGAUUUCGGCAUCAAAAGGCAGUUGAUAGCAAGCUAUAUGCCUCAACAGAAUGGGGUAGCUGAAAGGAAAAAUAGAAGCCUUGUGGAGAUGGCAAAAGGCAUGUUGAAAGCUAAAGGUCUUCUAAACAGUUUCUGGGCAGAAGCAAUUCACACUGCAGCUUAUAUUCAGAAUUGUAGUCCCACAGUAGCUUUGCAUCAUCAAACUCCUUUCGAAGCUUGGCAUGGCUGGAAGCCUAAGGUAACUCACUUUAAAAUUUUCGGGUGUCUAGCUUAUGUCCAUGUUCCAUCUCAAAAAAGGACAAAAUUUGAAGAAAAUAGUGUGAAGUGCAUUUUUCUUGGUUAUAGUGAUGAAACUAAAGGUUACAGAUUUUAUAAUCCUAUUACCAAGAAGUUACUAAUCAGUCGUGAUGUGAUUUUUGAUGAGAACAAUUCAUGGAAUUGGAAUGAGAAGAAAAGUCCAGGUUUUGUGUUGGUUGAUGGCAUUUUGGAGGUUGAUCCAAUCAUGACAGAAGGUGAAAUGGGUGAAGGUCAAAGUUCCUCUACACCUAACAGUGGCAGCAGAUCAUGUCCAUCCUCUCCUGAGACACCUCCAGCUCCAAGGAAAGCAAGGAGAGUAAGAUCCUUGGUGGAAAUCUAUGAACAAACUCAAAGGUGUCAAAUGGCACAUGUUGAGGAGCCUAGCUGUUUUGAGGAAGCAAUGGAGAACAAAAAAUGGUGCAAAGCUAUGGAUGAGGAAAUGGAGGCCUUGGAAAGAAAUCAAACAUGGGAGCUUGUGGAUUUGCCUAAAGACAACAAAGUUGUAAGUCUAAAGUGGGUAUACAAGACCAAGUACAAUUCUGAUGGGUCAGUUCAUAAACACAAGGCUCAGUUGGUUGCUAGAGGUUAUAUGCAGCAAGAAGGUGUGGAUUUUGAUGAGACUUUUGCACCGGUUACCAAGUUUGAUACUAUUCGAACUGUUUUAGCUUUAGCUGCUCAAUAUAAAUGGUCUGUUUUUCAAUUUGAUGUGAAGUCAACCUUUUUGAAUGGAUUCUUGGAGGAAGAUGUCCAUGGAUUUCAUAAAAGUCCAAGUGAGCCUACUUUGUAUGUUCAGACAAGAGGUGGAGAUGAGGUACUGUUAGUGUGUCUUUAUGUUGAUGAUUUAAUAUACACUAGCAAUAGCUCUUUUUUGUUGAAAGAAUUUAGAAGAAUGAUGGUUAAUGAGUUUGACAUGACUGACUUGGGUUUAAUGAGAUAUUUUUUGGGGCUGGAAGUGGUUCAAAAUGGUGAGGGAAUUUUUAUUUCCCAAGAGAAAUAUGGUAAAGACCUCCUUAAGAAGUGCAUAAUGGAAGAUUGCAACUCAGUGGGAACUCCAAUGGUUUCUAAUCAAAAGUUCAAUCUGGAUGAUGGAGAAGAAAAAGUUGAUGCUCAUGCCUAUCGUAGCCUUAUUGGGAGUCCUCUUUAUCUCACAAACAGCAAGCCUGAUAUUGCUUUUGCCACUAGUGUGCUAUCUCGUUUUAUGCAGAGUCCAAGCAAGACACAUUAUGGAGCAGCGAGGAGGAUUCUAAGAUACUUGAAAGGGACAAUCUCUUUUGGCAUUUUAUAUGCCAAAAAUGACCAAUUUAAUUUAUUUGGGUACUCUAACAGUGAUUGGGCAGGUUGUGUUGAUGACCGGCGUAGUACUUCAGGUUAUGCUUUCUUUUUGGGGUCCGAUGCUAUCUCUUGGAGUUCAAAGAAGCAAGCCUCCAUAGCUUUGUCAUCUUCAGAAGCAGAACAUAUCUCCUUAAUAGCAGCAGCUUGUCAAGCCACAUGGACAAGAAGAAUUCUGGAGGAUAUGAAGCAAUUACAAGUGCAGCCAACAAAAAUAUUUUGUGAUAAUCAAUCGACCAUUGCGAUGAAAAAAAAUCCAGUAUUCCACAGUCGAACUCGUCACAUUGAGACUCGGCACCAUUUCAUAAGGGAGUUAGUGGCGAGUGGAGGCGUGGAAGUUGUUCACUGCAAUUCAAAGGAUCAAGUCGCUGACAUCUUUACAAAGCCACUUCCUUUGGAUAAGUUUGGAUCAGAUAAAUCUUUAACUGAGCGUUAUGCUGAUGUAAUUUUUCCGAGGAAAGUUAGAAACUCACUGGCUUCUGUCAUGGAAAGUGUCCGGAGAGGGGUUGAGAUGGGUUCUGAAAGGAUCAAAAGCUUCAGAAAACCUACGAACUUACAGUCUUCUCGUAACAAGUCAGAAAAAGAUUCAGGUUCUUGGAAGAAAAUUCUUAAUCCACAGGGAUCUUUCCUUGAAAACUGGAAUAAAAUAUUUCUCCUAGCCUGUAUAAUUGCUUUGGCAUUGGACCCUCUUUUCUUCUACAUCCCAGUGGUUCUGAAUAAGAAAAAGCUAAAAUGCCUCGACCUGGAUGAAUAUCUGGAAAAAAUUGCGUGUGUCCUUCAUACAUUCAUGGAUGUCUUCUAUAUAAUUCACAUGAUCUUUCAAUUCCGAACUGGGUUCAUUGCCGCUCCUUCUAGAGUCUUUGGUAGGGGUGACUUGAUUGUUGAUCCUUGGGCUAUUGCAAAGAGGUACUUGUUCACAUACUUCAUCAUUGACGUCCUGUCAAUUCUUCCGCUUCCACAGCUUGUAAUUUUGCUUGUCAACCGUUCAUCGAACGGCCAGCCGGAUACAUUUGUAAUGAAGGAAUUGUUGACAUACAUUGUCAUCUGUCAAUAUGUACCAAGAAUUCUUCGAAUUGUUCCCCUUUAUAUAGAAGUUACACGAACUUCAGGCUUUCUCACUGAAACUGCUUGGGCUGGAGCUGCUCUGAAUCUAUUCCUCUACAUGCUUGCCAGCCAUGUAAGGCAGAAUCUGAAAACAAGCACUUUUGUUUGGGAGAUUAUCUUUGCUGUUGUCAUUUCCAUUGCUGGACUGGUUUUGUUUGCAUUACUUAUUGGCAACAUGCAGAAAUAUCUGCAGUCAACAGGAGUAAGGGUUGAAGAAAUGAGAGUCAAAAGAACAGAUGCAGAGCAAUGGAUGAAACAUAGAAUGCUACCGGAGAACCUAAGGGAAAGAAUCCGGCGGUAUCAACAGUUUAAAUGGCAACAAACUAGAGGGGUUGAAGAAGAGAGUCUAAUUAAUUGCCUUCCAAGAGAUCUCAGGCGAGACAUAAAGCAUCAUCUUUGCUUGGAUUUGCUCAUGAGAGUACCCAUGUUUGAGAAAAUGGAUGAGCAGCUGUUAGAUGCAAUGUGUGAUCGUCUCAAACCGGUACUUUACACUGAAAAAAGCUACAUUGAAAGGGAGGGGGAUCCGGUGGAGGAGAUGCUGUUUAUAAUACGAGAAAAUUUGGUCAGCACCACCACCAACGGCCGAAUAACUGGCUUCUUCAAUGCUGUUAAUCUCAAAGCCGGUGACUUUUGCGGAGAAGCACUUCUUACUUGGGCCUUGGAUCCUCAGUCCUCCUCUUAUUUACCCAUCUCCACCAGAACCGUACAGGCUUUGUCCGAAGUGGAGGCCUUUGCUCUGUUAGGUGACGACCUCAAGUUCGUCGCCUCCCAGUACCGUCGUCUCCACAGCAAACAGCUCCAGCACAUUUUCAGAUUCUACUCCGUGCAGUGGAAGACAUGGGCGGCCAGCUUCAUACAGGCAGCCUGGCGGCGGUACUGCAGGAGGAAGUUUCUUAAAUUGUUACGGGAAGAGGAAGCUAGGCUGCAGAAUGCUCUGGCUGAUGACUCCGGCGUGAGCGUUGGCGCCUCGAUUUACGUGUCGAAAUUUGCAGCCAAUGCGUUGCGAAGCUUGCGACAGGAUGAGGCUCCAACCCGCAGAAUGCCGGAGCGACUGCCACUGCUGCCUCAGAAGCCGGCGGACCCUGAUUUUACUGCUGAUCAAGACCACUAAAUGUUAAUUCUCUGUUUUCUCAAUUUCUGUUUCAUAUGUGCUUGGAUAAAUUUGGAAGAAUCUGUAUAAUGUUGUGCUUAGUAUAAUGGCUUAAUGUAAACAUGUUUGUUCAUCUCAAGAAUUUCCAGAAGGAAAAGAAAAAAAGAAGUUAUUU